AUGGCGUUCAUGGUGAAGAGCAUGGUGGGGGGGCAGCUGAAGAAUCUCACGGGCGGGCUGGGUGGCGAAGAGAAGAGCGAGAGCGAGAAGUCACCGGCCGAGGCGCAGGGCAUGACCCGCGAGGAGUACGAGGAGUAUCAGCGGCAGCUGGUGGAGGAGAAGAUGGAAAGAGACGCCCAGUUUGCCCAGCGCAAGGCGGAGAGGGCCACAUUCAGGUCCCACUUCCGAGACAAGUACCGGCUCCCCAAGAACGAAACCGAUGACAACCAGAUCCAGCUGGUGGGAGGCGACGUGGAGCUGCCCAAAGAGCUGGCCAAGAUGAUCGAGCAGGACAACGAGGAGGAGGAGGAGAAGAACUCCGUUAUCGGGCAGCUCAGCAACAUCCAGAACCUGGACCUCGAGUCCCUGAAGGACAAGGCCUCGGCCACGCUGGAGGACCUGAAGCAGUCGGCCGAGAAGUGUGCCGUGAUGUGA
Molecule: messenger RNA, 474 nt
Organism: Rhea pennata
Lineage: Eukaryota; Metazoa; Chordata; Aves; Rheiformes; Rheidae
Gene: CPLX3
Product: complexin 3
Exons: 3
Coding region: 1-474 (157 amino acids)
Biological process (GO): synaptic vesicle exocytosis; regulation of neurotransmitter secretion; neurotransmitter transport
Cellular component (GO): terminal bouton; SNARE complex
Molecular function (GO): syntaxin binding
Source: RefSeq, a predicted model, not a curated record